Messenger RNA from Drosophila mojavensis, 1173 nucleotides. It is a transcript of the gene Uck, whose product is annotated as uridine-cytidine kinase. The transcript is spliced from 5 exons. The record is from RefSeq and is a predicted model, not a curated record. Gene Ontology annotation, cellular component: cytoplasm; cytosol. Lineage: Eukaryota; Metazoa; Arthropoda; Insecta; Diptera; Drosophilidae. The coding region runs from base 61 to 837 and encodes 258 amino acids. Gene Ontology annotation, molecular function: ATP binding; kinase activity.
AUGGAAUAUUGCAAUUGCGGUCUCCUCUCUCUAAUUCGCUGUUUGCACAUUUAGUCCAGUAUGGAUAACACAAACAAAGAAAAAUCGGCUGUCUUGAUCAACGGUGAUGCAUUGUCCCACGAUGAGAUCAAAUCACCAUUCCUUAUUGGAGUGGCCGGCGGCACAGCCAGCGGGAAAUCAACUGUAUGCAAGAAAAUAAUGGAACAACUUGGCCAGGCCGAGAUGGAUCAUACGCAGCGGCAAGUGGUGUCCAUUAGUCAGGACAGUUUCUAUCGUGAGCUCACGCCAGCCGAAAAGAUAAAAGCGCAAAAGGGCAAAUUUAACUUUGAUCAUCCGGAUGCCUUUAACGAGGAACUCAUGUACGAGACGUUGCAACUCAUUCUGAAAGGUCACAAAGUCAAGAUCCCCAGCUACGAUUACCGCACCAAUUCGCUUGACUUUGAUAACAAGCUGGUCAUCUAUCCUGCGGACGUAGUACUCUUUGAAGGCAUCUUGGUAUUUUAUUUUCCCAAAAUACGUGAUCUAUUUCAUAUGAAGCUUUUCGUGGAUACUGAUUCCGAUACGCGGCUAGCACGACGAGUGCCACGUGACAUCAAUGAGCGUGGCAGAGAUCUGGACGCUGUGCUCACCCAGUACAUGACGUUUGUGAAGCCCGCCUUCGAGGAAUUUUGCUCGCCGACUAAGAAAUUUGCUGACGUGAUAAUUCCACGAGGAGCGGACAAUACAGUUGCCAUUGAUCUCAUUGUACACCAUAUCGGAGAAAUUCUCGCAGCCACGAACAUCGCACAGCACAACACAGCUCGAACUACGGCCUCCAGCAUGAAGCGCGAUCACUAAACAAAAAUUCCCCAACAUAUAUAUAUAUAUAUAUAUAUAUGCAUUUAUAUGUAUAUAUAUUCUGUUUUUAAUUCUUAAGAAAACAAAACAAAAUAUUUGUGUUCCUAACCAAAUGUGCUGAGCUUUCACUAAUUGCAAAUGAUAUGUCGAGCGCAGGUCGCCAGGCGGAUUUCAUGCCUCGCUUUCAUUCGCUAUGGCCCUAAUCCCACUUAACCAAUUAACAUUACAUUAAGCUAGUAAAGUUUAUAAGCUUAUAACUGUUUAUUAAAAUAACUUUAAGUUACUUUCAUCAAUCCUAACGCGGGCUCAAAUAAAUAUAUAUAUUACAAAUAUAAA